Messenger RNA from Daucus carota subsp. sativus, 1659 nucleotides. RefSeq lists its product as uncharacterized. The transcript has 4 exons. The coding region runs from base 1 to 1659 and encodes 552 amino acids. Lineage: Eukaryota; Viridiplantae; Streptophyta; Magnoliopsida; Apiales; Apiaceae. The record is from RefSeq and is a predicted model, not a curated record.
AUGUUCUAUGAUCUCCCUUAUUGGUCUUCACAUAGUUUGCGACAUUCCAUUGAUAUCAUGCAUACCGAAAAAAAUGUGUUUGAGAACAUAUUUUUUACCAUUGUUGGGGGCAAGAAGUCAAAAGAUCACCACAAGGCAAGGUCGGAUUGCAAACACUUCGGUGUGUUGCCUCAUUUGUGGAUUGAUGAAAAUGGCAAAAAACCAAAAGCUCCGUACUCUCUUAGUAGAAAACAACUCAAACUUCUAUGUCAGUGGAUUGAGUCGUUGAAACUUCCAGACGGUUAUGUCUCAAAUAUAUCUCGUUGUUGCAAUGCUAAGGAGUGUAAGUUUUUUGGAUUUAAAUCGCAUGAUUGUCAUAUUUUCCUUCAAAAAUUGUUGCCUCUAUCAAUUCGCGAGCUUCUACCGGGACCAAUUGUGGAUGCCUUGACAAUGAUUUCCAAUUUUUUUCAAGAAUUAUGUUCAUCUGUGAUUACGAUAUCCGACUUGGAUCUAAUGACGAAAUCGGUUAUUAGAGCUUUGUGUUUAUUGGAAACAAUUUUUCCUCAGACUUGGUUUGAUUCGAUGGAGCAUUUGGUAAUACAUUUAGCAGAAGAAAUUAGACUAGCAGGACCCGCUUAUUGGCAUUGGAUGUAUCCAAUUGAACGGUUAUUAGGGAAAUUUAAACAAAAGGUUGGUAAUAAAGCGCGAGUCGAGGGUUCGAUUGCCGAACGUUAUAUGGAAGAGGAGAUUCUUAAUUUUUGUUCCUUCUACUUUGCCACGGACUCAAUUCAUAAUAAAAUACGUCGCAAUGAAGCUCGUUUUGAUGGUGAUGGCUCCGAAAAAUUAGAAGUUUUUGAAUAUCCAAUUGAAUGUCUUGGUAAAGAGGGAAGUCGUUAUUUGACCGAUAAAGAGCGAAAGUUAGCAGAAGAAUAUGUACUUCUAAACUCUCCAGAAAUUCAACCUUAUCUAAGGCGGUUUACAGAUCGUGUUAUGAGUCAACGUCCGGAGACAACACCUCAACAAUUAGAUUGUUACAUAAAGACCCGAUUUAAAGAUUGGUUAUUGAAAAAGGUUGGACGAAAUGAUGUAAACCGACCUCUUCUUCAAUAUUUGUUUGAGGGACCGGCUAUGCGGGUAAUGACAUUUGAGACUUGUAAAGUCAAUGGAUACAAAUUUUGUACGAGAACAUCUUCCGGUUCCGGUGUCAUUGUUAAGGGCACUUCGCAUGAUAACAAUAGUGAUUAUUAUGGACAAUUGGAGGAAAUUGUCAAGCUUAUUUAUCGAGGAGGAAAUUAUGUAUAUUUAUUCAAAUGUAUAUGGUUUGAUAGUGUCGGAAAUGGUGUUGUGAUUGAUAAAAAUAGGGUCGUGACCGUGGAUAUUACUUCAAGAUUGAAGUCGGAUGAGAUUUUUAUUUUGGCUAGUCAAGCUUCCCAGGUUUACUAUGCUCCCAGUGUAUUGAAUCCACAUGGCAAAUAUUUUACGGUCGUCAAGUCUAAAAGUCGUCCGAUAAGCGAAUCUAUCAAAAUAUCAAAUGAUAUUGAAGAAGCUUAUCAAGAAGAUAGAUCAAAUGCUACUAGUGCAUUCUCUAUAUUUGUUGAUUUUGCACAAUAUGGUUCCUUACCGUUCGUUCGACAUGAAGAAGAUGAACAAGAAGAAGAAGACAAAGAUGAAGAAGAGUAA